Boleophthalmus pectinirostris (great blue-spotted mudskipper) is the source of this 835-nucleotide messenger RNA. It is a transcript of the gene acbd7, whose product is annotated as acyl-CoA binding domain containing 7. Bases 325 to 591 code for a protein of 88 amino acids. Gene Ontology annotation, biological process: fatty acid metabolic process. The transcript is spliced from 4 exons. Lineage: Eukaryota; Metazoa; Chordata; Actinopteri; Gobiiformes; Gobiidae. The record is from RefSeq and is a predicted model, not a curated record. Gene Ontology annotation, molecular function: fatty-acyl-CoA binding.
GCUCAUCAAGGUCUAGUGCGUACCCAGUGCCAGAAAGAACAGGUUUUAAUAGUUUUACUGCCAUGCCUUCAGUAAAGAAGGUCAAUUUGAUCAAAAAUCACUGUCGCGCUUCUCCAUGCGGAACUUGGGACAGAAGUUUGGAUUCAGUGGGGACACGCACAGAGCGCACAGGCGCACGCAGUGGGUCUAUUAGACGCUCUCCUAUUGGUCCAUAAUGUUGCACUGCUGCAUCAGCUGUGGUGCACUUACAUCCAGGCUGCGAGGAGCUGUUUGCAGAGGGUGUAUACAUCAGCGUCCGCUAUCUGAAUCUCUGAAUCCGCUAUAAUGUCUCAUCAGGCAGAGUUUUCAAAGAUUGCCGAAGAUGUGAAGAAGGUGAAGACGAGGCCCACAGACCAGGAGCUGCUGGACCUGUACGGCCUUUAUAAGCAGUCUGUUGUAGGAGACGUGAACAUAGACAAGCCUGGGAUGACGGAUUUAAAAGGGAAAGCCAAAUGGGACGCCUGGAACUCCCGGAAAGGAAUGUCCACGGAUGAUGCCAUGUCCGCUUACAUCACCUUGGCUAAAGAAGUUAUUGGAAAAUAUGGCAUGUAAUAAUUUGAAAGAUUGAACUAUUCCCUUCUAUUUAAGGAGACAUGGUAAAAUUACUAUGCAAUAAUAAAUCCCUAAAUAAAAUAUGAAACUAAUGCUUUUUUAAAUAAAAUGAUCUACAUGUUAAAUUUUACUAUUAAAAAAAAUACUAUUUACUAUGGAAAAAGCCAUCUGAACAGGUCAUGUUUCUUUGUUAUGUUUAUGGGACAAAAUGUCAGUAAAAGUAGCCUAUUGUCUUCCCUUUGCA